Molecule: messenger RNA, 804 nt
Organism: Rhizophagus irregularis DAOM 181602=DAOM 197198
Lineage: Eukaryota; Fungi; Glomeromycota; Glomeromycetes; Glomerales; Glomeraceae
Source: RefSeq, a predicted model, not a curated record
AUGGGUCAAAGUGCACCUAAUUCCAAAUAUUUUUAUUUAUACUGUGAUUGUGAAGAAACAUCACGAUGGGAUAUGAAUAGAACAUGGAAUAAUACAGUAAACACAAAAUGUGAAAGAAAAUCUCAAUUAUUUCCAGCAAUUAACCAAGAGAAUUAUAUACCAGAUGAAUUACAUUUGCUUUUACAUAUAUCAGAUGUCUUAAUGGAGUGUUUAUUUGCUGAUUUAAUUAAAAACAAAGAUUUUUCAAAACAAAUCAAAUCAGCAAUUGAAUUGGCAUUUAAAAACAUUAAAGUUCAUUUUGAAUUUUUUCAAUCCAAAUCAACUGGAAAACAAUGGAAUUGGACUUCUCUAAUGGGGCCAUAUAAAAAGAUAAUGCUAGAAAAAUUUCCAGUAUCACAGUUUAUUCCAGGUACUUGUGAAGAUGAUAUAGAAAAAUUGUGGCGAGAAUUUUAUCGUUUAUAUAUGUUUUUACAUAAAGCACAUCUUUCAGAUCAAGAGAUUGAUCAAUUUGAAAUUGAUGCUCAAAAUUGGAUCCACAUAUUUUGCCAUCCAACUCAAGGUUGUAUAAAUAGUUCUAUUCAAAUUCCUGGUUUAUACAAAAAAGAAGAUGUCACACCUUAUAUGCAUGUUUUUGCAAAACAUGUUUGUUUAUUUUUUGGAGGUACUACUAUGGAUGGAGGAACUGAUGGAAAAUCAGUUGUAUAUAAUAUAAUGUCUUUUGAGAACCGCCAAUUAUUUUAUUUAAUUAACAAUACUCCUAAAAAAAUUGUUGCUAGAAACAUUAAUGUCAAUAAAGAAAAUUAA